Messenger RNA from Klebsormidium nitens, 5373 nucleotides. NCBI's taxonomy places the organism in Eukaryota, Viridiplantae, Streptophyta, Klebsormidiophyceae, Klebsormidiales, Klebsormidiaceae. The record is from the annotation of a GenBank genome assembly.
AUGAUAAGUCCCCAAUCUGCUUUCCACUUGACCCCCGUUCCUUUCCCCUCAUUUCUGCCCACCCCUUUUGACUUUCCAGACAUCGCCGAGCUUGAGAUCGUCCGGCUCGCCUUCUUUGCGGACGGGGCUCGCCUCCUGGCCGCGUCCGGCGUGCCCGACUUCGAGCUGACCGUGCAUGACGUCAGCACGGCGGCGCAGCAGGCCCGGACGAAGCUCGGCGCCCCGCUCGAUGACGUCAGCUUCAACCCGAGGAACGAUAUGCAGUUCUGCUCGCGCUCCGGAGGGGUGCUGACGCUGUGGACCUUGGAGCGGAGCUACGAGACGCACUACCUGACGUCAAAGGCGCUCCCAACCGACCGCUUCCACGUCACCUCCCACGCGUGGGCGCAGAACGGGGCCCUGUUGGCGGGGUGUUCCACAGGGGAGCUCUUGCUGAUCGACUCAGAGACGGGCCGCGUGAGAGGGCCUCAAUUUCUGGAGCAACUCGACCGAAAAAACGCGGACGCACAGAACGCGAUUGCUAUGAAAGAUCCUGCGGUUUCCGGGGCGGGGGUUGGUGACUCGCAGACCGGAAUCCGGAAACUGGGCCCGAGCGCCACGGAAAAGGGGAACAAGAUUCCGCUCGGGCCGGUUCUACCGGGUGUGAAUACGCUCCCCGGGAAGCUCGGGGGAGUCGGCGCGAAGUCAAUAAAACCGGGCGGAAGGACUGUGAAAACGGCCGGCGCAGCGGCCAAAGGGAUCCCCGAAGUUCUGCCCGGUGAUAACGAACCGGUCGUGCACAGCCCCUCGGGGGAACCGUUAACCCUGCUCGCGGUUAAUGAGACGCACGUAAUCUACGGCGGUUCAAGGCGGGGUUUGGAGGUGAAAGAGCUGAGAGCGUUUGCGGGUCCCUUGCAGCCGGCAAGCAUGGAGCUAAGCCCGGUUAAGAGUUUCAAACGGCAGAGCGGGUUAGUGGUUCAGGUGUCCGGGAGGCAGAGCCCAGAUACGGUUAAGGGCUUAACCAAGGGUUUCGAGCCUUUGGUAGACGAGGAACGCUUCAUCGACCUGGACGGUUUGGCGCCGGUUAGCCUAAUUCAGAACCCGAGCCAAGCCCAACAGAUGCUCGUGGUGACGUCAGACGGGACCGUGCACACGUGUGACGUCUCUUCACCUGACUCCAAGUCGCAGUCUGCUGACGUGUCCCGCUUCCAGCGCACUGAUUCUCGAUCCAGCAACUUGUCUCUCCAAAGCUCGAGUAUCGAUGAGAACGCGGUCCCCAGAAAAAAGGAGAUCGCGGGUGCGACCGUGCAUCCGCAGUCAAGCUUCCACUUCGGGGGGUUGAGCGGCCUAGCAGUUCUGACCCCCCUGAAGCUGCUCGUGACUGCCGGGGGGAAGGACAAGGCGCUGAGUUUCUGGGGGAUGGAGAGGGGGAACUUUGUCGCGAGAAAGGGGCUCACCGCUAAGGUCACGUGCCUCCAGGCUUGCGAAUCAAAGAAUCUUCUCGCGUGGGGGAGCGAUUGCGGCGUUGUCCGAAUCCUGCACGUCGACGCAACAACCGAAUUCGUCACCACCUUCCGUCAGAGGCUCCACGUGGCACCCGUCCAUAGGCUGCGCUUCAGCGCGAGCGGCGCGUUCCUCGCGUCGCAGAGCGCCGACGGGCGUAUCGUCUUCUCUUACUCCGGACACGGCUGGGACUUAAACCCAAUCGGUUACUUUAACCUAACCGAAGAUGUUCUAGACUUCCGGUGGUCUCCAAGGGAGUCCACCGAGGGCACGCUUUUCCUCUCGCUCGUUACCGGGGAAAUCGUACGGCUAGAGGUCCCCGAGACUGCUUCACCCUCUGGCGAACGUUUGUUCGGAAACGCAGACCUGAAACGCGCGAGCUUCAACGUGGACGAACCCGUGCUGAGCUUCGAGAUCGUUCCGGCGAACAAAACGGCGGGAGUUAACGAGGCCCUGUUGGUUGGCAUGACGGCCGACAAGAGCAUACGGCACUACACUCUCCCGGAUGGAACCGGGGACUGGACGGGGCCCGGGGGAAGGCCGAGGGCCCCGGUGUUUGAGCGGUCGGCGCACGCCAAGCCCGGGGGGGCGCUAGGUCUUUCUGCCGACGGAAAAGUGACGGUCACCGGCGCCGCGGACGGCGCCCUGCAGCUCCGCCCGACGUUGCGCGACAUUCCGUCGCAGGACGCCGGCGAGCUGCAGCUGCACGACGCCUAUUCCGGCGGAAUCCGCCACGUUGCAGUCUCGUCCGGAAGAGUGUUCACCGCUGGCGCGGACGGAGUGGUGUUUGUUUGCGACGCCGUGGACGCCGGAAUCGUCCGAACGGACGGCCGGAAGGAGCGGCGGAGCACCCGAAACCGGAACCCUCCCAACCCCGGGGAGCUGGCAGACGUCAACGCGCCCGACAGCCCGACGGAACCGGACUUUGCCGCGGCCGGAACGGAACCAGAACUGCCUCUGACGCCGAAAAUGGUGGAGGUGAAAAAAGUAGCGAACGAACCGGUUGAGGAAAGUGAGUGUGAUUACAGCGAAGGGGAUGCGGUCAGGAGGAAAGUAGACGAGCUCCGGAGGCGGUUCCGGGAGUGCGAGGAGCGGAACGAGAACGCACCGGAAGAGGAACAGCUGCCACGGUCCGACUUCGUGGUUGACAUGGACCUGCAGGCGGCCCUGAGUGCGGACGGCGCCGCGCGCGUCGGCAAGGUGCGCGCGCAGAUCGCGGCCGCGAUAGCGCGCGCGCAGCUCCUGGCCGCGCGCCUCAAAGCCGAGUUCUGGGACGUUAUGGAGACGCACACGGACGUCCUGUGUCCACUGAGUUCCGGUUCCGACGUCGAGAACUUUCCGCUGCGGAAAACGGGACCGGAGGAGGAGUCAGCUACGGAGGCGGCGGAAAAAAGGAGAGCGGAACUCGAGCAAGCGCGGGCGGACAGCGGAACGCCGGAAACGGACGGGAGAGAGACGCCAAUGGAGGCGGCUUCGACGGGGGUGCUGGCGGAAACGGGGAAGGAUUCCGCUCGGGGAGCACCGGAAGAGGGACCGGAUCCCGGUGCGAAGAAAGAAAGUCCUGCGGACGGGAAGACGGAGCGGACGACGUCGGGAGGUGCGGACAGUGCGACGCAAAGCUUGCUGUAUGGGCCAUUCGAGCUGACGUCAGUCAAAACGAAGAAGGUCCAGAUCCAACUGCUGAAGCUGGUAGUGCGCGAGAAGAAGGCGUCCUUCAACGCGCAAUUCGUGGCCGCGCGCGCGCGCAAGCAGGCGGCCAUGGACAAGGUCGCGGAGGUGAACGCGCGCCUCAAGGAGAUCCAGAAGGACCUCGGGCUGACGGAGCCGCUGACGUCAUACGCCGUGCAAGACCGGGAGCGGAAUGACUCGUUGCUUACCGUACGCGACAGCGAGAUCAAGGUUGAGCGGUACGUCUCGCCGGAGGAGCUCCGGCGGAUCGAGGAGGAGCGGAAAGCGGAAGAGGAGCGAUUGCGGUCCAAGAAGGGCGACGACCCGCAAGAGCGCGCGUUGCGCGACAUGAUGGGCGGGAAACUGCAGAGCAAAGCCGACGAGGAGGCGCAAGAGGAGCUGCAACGGCCGGACUGGAUGAGCGGAGAGCGGGCCAAGAUGAGCGAGGACCAAAUCAAGCAGAUCAAGGAAUUUGAGGCCAAAGAAAAGGCCUUCAAGGAAGAGAAGGAGAAGAAGCGCAAGGGUCUGGAGCUGGAGUAUAAGCGGCUGCUGGAGGAAGCCGUGAAGCCCGUCGCGGCCUUCGACGACGAACUAACGGCACUGCGAAAGCACAGGUCUCACGUCCUUUCCGAGUGUCUGGAAGUAGAGCUCCAGAUUGCACGGCUGGGCGCGUCCAUCAUCGCAGAGGAGGAGACGGAUCAACGGCAGCAGAUCAAUCUGACGGCCGAGGUUGAGUCCCUGCGCGCCACGAGUCGCGACACUGCGGCCGCGGCCGCGCACUUCCGUCAGGAGGCGGAAGAGAAGAAGGACGAAUACGAGAUGGUUCUGGCGGAGGAUAAGGCGAUGGAGAAAGGGUUUAAGCGCGACUUCGCCGACUGCGGCGAUGCGGCAGACGCGCUCUUCCGGCUGUUCAAGCGCCGGGCGAAGAAGGGCUCCGCGACCGGCGAGCCGCCCGCGGCCGCGAGCCCGACGUCCGAGAACUCCAACAAGAUCAUGCGGAAGUCACAGAGAUCCUUGAGUUCGAUGCACAGCUUUAAGAUGGCGAGUCCGCCGGAAUCAGGGAUUCGGAACGCACCGGACGCGCCGGGAAACGACGGCCAUCUAGACUAUUCGGACAAACCUGAGACCAUUAGCGACCUCCAGUGGGAGCGCUUCCUCAGCGCGCGCGAGCGCAAGAUCGCGCAGGAAGAGGAGGCCCGCGCGCGCGGCGCGCAGCUCGCGGAGAUGCAGCGCCACGUGGCGCGCCUCGCGGAGGAGGACGACGUGGCGAAGAAGCGGCUCGAGGACGCGGCCGCGGCGCUCGCGAGCUUCAAGGAAAAGCGGGAGGAGCGGAGAAAAGACCUGGACGUGCCUUUUCACAUCAAGCAGGGCCUGGUGGAGGUCGACUUGGACCCCUUCACGGGGGGGCUCCACGACGCAUCGCUGCUGCACCGUUCCGCUGUAGAGGAAGUCAACGCGGAAGUGCGGAAGCACGGACAGCAGAAGAUCGACAUUCUGACGGCGAUCAAGGACUUCAAGAAGGGCAUCUACGAGGCGCAGUGGCAGGUGGCCAAACUAGGCAUGGACGAAGAAGACCUCACGGAGCAGAUCAAACAGUUCCAGCUGCUGCGGGUUACGAAACAGCUGCAGACCGUCAUCAAGAACGGGGAGGACAUUUCCUCAGCGAACGAAGUCGCUGCGUUAGAAAACAGGCUCGCCCACGACCAGAAGCUCCACGAGAAGAAGCUCCAAGAGCGCGCCGCCCUGUUGCGCAAACUGGAAAAACAAUCAGCGGAUAUUACGGCGCAAACCGCGGAGGUUAAGAAGCGGUUAGCGACGCUCCAGGAGCAGGCCGAGGCGCACGCGCGCAUCCGCGAGAUCCAGGUCAGCAGCCAAGCGGCACGGCGGAACGCGACGGAACGGAUGAAGAGCCUGGUGACGCAGCGGCAACUACAGGACAUAGCUCGGGCGCAAAUGGAGGAGAUCACGGCGCUCCAGAACGAACUAGAGGUGCUCCGAAAGCGGACCUUCCCCAAGUUCGAUACCGCGCCGCGCGCGCGCUUUGUGGGGCCUGAUGAACGCCUUGUAUGACUGGUGGGCUCAGGAGGUGUGAUUUGCUAAAAUCCAUUGACAGCGAAGAGAGUAUAGAGGUAUAGCGCGGACUCGCUGAUUUGAGGAUGUUAUGUAGAUGGAACGCAACUGUGAACAAUGGCUGUGCAUCAGAAACUAUAAAUCAUAAAUUAU